AUGGUAAAUUUUUAUGUCGUUCCUCUAGUUAUAAAACUCUUGUUGCUGUUACUGAAUAUCAUCUCCCAUUGCACUCAGUUUCCACAAGCUAUGGAUAUUCUUCUUGCUGAAUUCCACAAAGCUUGCAUUUACACUGUCCCAAAGCAUAUUGUAAACUCACAGUCAGCUUGGGACUCAGACGCAUAUCAACGCCUAGAUUCCAUAAUGAGACUCUACGGUGCACUUGUCCAGACGGAUAUACGAAAUGUCACAAACAUUCAUGGGAUUGAACAUGGAUGGGCUUGGUUUGCCCGUUUCCUUAACAAAAUCUCAGCCAACAACAGAGCUACCGCAACUGCCUUAAAUGCAUAUAUAUAAAAAGGGUCUUUAGAUCAUAACCUGUGGUAUCUGUUUGUGUGUAUAGACGGCAGGGUUUGGUCUUCAUCAGAGGUACAAAUCUCAGUUGUUGAAAGUUGUGAGCGUUGUCAGAGCUCAUUUCUUGCAAAAAUUGAGGGCGAAAAAGGACACAUCGGAUCUUCAAGCGAUCAUACUCGAUAUUAGAUGACCGAAUGUAUCUCAAGGAACCUGAAGGAAGAGCUCUCAAGGCAAAUACUUUUGUCGGCGGAGUUUACUGCUGAAGUAGAUCAGCAGCACUACCAGAGGAAUCAUUACAGCAACUAUUAUUGAUUGAUGAUGUAUCUUCCGUUAAAUAGAAACCUAUCUGAUCAGUCACUGUUGUAACAAUUGAUAACUAC
Thlaspi arvense is the source of this 734-nucleotide messenger RNA. The record is from the annotation of a GenBank genome assembly. NCBI's taxonomy places the organism in Eukaryota, Viridiplantae, Streptophyta, Magnoliopsida, Brassicales, Brassicaceae.